CCUCCCAGGACAAUAAAAAGGUUCACAACAAAAAACAUUUUUUAUUAAAGACAACUAUAAUCACUGCUGAUCUGGAGUGAAAAAACCCAAUACAUUUCCAAUAAACCUGUUAAUUUUCUGCUGUUUAAUUAAUUUUUAAUCAGUGUUUAAUUAGUGUUCAAUCAGUGUUUAAUUAAUGUUUAAUCAGUGUUUAAUUAGUGUUCAAUCCGUGUUCAAUUCGUGUUUAAAUAGUGAAACUCGGAUCCAUUGGUUUAGAGAGUGGUGCUGAUCCUGGAAGCGGCAGCAGGGGGAGCAGUUCUGCACUGUAAACACGUCCAGACAUCACUAAUCACCCACCGUGCACGAGCCCCGCUCUCCGCCCCGUGUGUGAGUCAGGAUUGUGUAGUGUGUGUGUGUGUGUGUGUGUGUGUGUAGUGAGUAUAGUCAGUGUGAGUAUAGUGAUUGUGUGAGUAUAGUGCGCGCGGAUGGAGGUGACGGUGCUGGGCAGUGGGUCGGCGUAUCCCGGGCCGCUCCGCGGGGCCUCGGCUGUAGCGCUGCGGCUCGAGCACGGAGAGACCUGGAUCUUCGACUGUGGAGAGGGAACCCAAACCCAGCUGAUGAAGAGCCGAACCAAAACCGGUAAGAUCAGUAAGAUCUUCGUGUCUCACCUGCACGGUGAUCACGUGUACGGGCUGCCGGGGCUGCUCUGCACGCUGAGUUUGAACUGCAGUUCUGCUCCAGGCCAGCAGGGGCAGUGUCUGGAGAUAUUUGGGCCGGUGGGUCUGCGGCUGUACCUGCGCGUGGCUCUUCGCGUCUGCAGCUCCGAGCUGAUGUUCCCCUUCACCGUCCACGAGCUGGAGCCCACCAGCGACCAGAGCCCACCUGCCGGCCUGCCGGACCCCGACCUGACAGCCUGCAGCCCCCCGCCCCACCCGCAGGAGCGCCCCGGCAGAACCCUGCGCCCCGACCCGGAGUCCGACCUGUACCCUCUGCUGCAGGACGAGCGGGUCUCCGUCUCCGCCUUCAGACUCUUCCACAGGGUUCCCUCCUUCGGCUUCUGCGUCCAGGAGAGAGACCGACCCGGCCGACUCCGAGUCGAGCUGCUCAAACAGCUGGGGGUGAAGCCGGGUCCCCUGUACGGGCGUGUGAAGAACGGGCUGAGUGUGCGGUUGGAGGACGGACGGGUGCUGGGUGCUGGUGAGGGGGUGGAGCCGGGGGUGCGGGGGCGGAGAGUGUGUGUGUUGGGGGACUGCAGUGGGCUGGUGGGUGAGGGGGGGCGCAGGGCGUGCCAGGGGGCGGACCUGCUGGUGCACGAGGCCACGCUGGAAGAUGGGCUGCGGGAGCAGGCGGAGGAGCGGGGGCACAGCACUCCCAGCGGGGCGGCGGCACUGGCACGGGACUGCGCCGUUCAUACACUUCUGCUCACACACUUCAGCCAGCGCUACAAACCAGCGGGUGGGCCCGGGGGGGCAGGGUCACAGGGGGCGGCGUCACAUGGGGAGGGCGGGGACGACGUGCUGGAGCUGAAGAGACAGGCGGAACUCGUCCUGCAGGGAACCGACACCCGCGUCGUACUGGCAGAAGACUUCCUCGCCUUACCUGUUCCCCUCCCAAAACCCCCCCAACCCCGUCCUGACCCUCCAACCCCAUCCUGACCCUCCAACCCCCCCCCCACACAUCCCCUGCAGAUGGGUCUGUGAUUCUACUGAGUUUUGAAACUGUAACGCUGUAAAUAACCCUGUUGAUUUUAAAUAUAUCGAUUAAUAAAGUAAGAUUAUUAUUAUUAUGUGAA
Molecule: messenger RNA, 1771 nt
Organism: Astyanax mexicanus (Mexican tetra)
Lineage: Eukaryota; Metazoa; Chordata; Actinopteri; Characiformes; Acestrorhamphidae
Gene: elac1
Product: elaC ribonuclease Z 1
Exons: 3
Coding region: 465-1634 (389 amino acids)
Cellular component (GO): nucleus
Molecular function (GO): 3'-tRNA processing endoribonuclease activity
Source: RefSeq, a predicted model, not a curated record